Messenger RNA from Cynara cardunculus var. scolymus (artichoke), 2085 nucleotides. RefSeq lists its product as uncharacterized. Lineage: Eukaryota; Viridiplantae; Streptophyta; Magnoliopsida; Asterales; Asteraceae. The transcript is spliced from 3 exons. The coding region runs from base 1 to 2085 and encodes 694 amino acids. The record is from RefSeq and is a predicted model, not a curated record.
AUGGUCAUGGAUCAAAAUGUUCCCGGUACAUCACGUACGUGGGACGAGCAAGAACCAAAUCAACACGCACAACGUUUCUAURAUAUGUUACAAGCUGCAGACGAGCCGUUGUGGGAGGGAUGCCAGAGAUUUUCAAAGUUACAGGCAGCGGCAAGGUUUUUGAAUUGGAAGGCAGAUUGCAAUGUGCCAGAGACAACCUUCAAUCRUAACCUGACUAUGGUAAAAGAAAUGCUACCUGACGGUGAACAACUGGUUGGUARCUUUUACGAGACAAAGAAGAUGUUGAAGGAGCUUGGUCUUCCGAAAGAAAAGAUACAUGCUUGCAAGAACCAUUGCAUGUUAUUUUAUAAGGAAUUUGCUGAUCAUAACAGUUGUGUAGUAUGUGGAGAGUCUCGUUACAAGACAACCGGCCAAAACAAUAAUGUGCCUAAUUUGGUGUUGACGUAUUUGCCAAUUACAUCCAGAUUACAACGGUGGUAUUUGUGUAAGAAAAUAGCAAAGGAGAUGACUUGGCACCAUGAUCAUCAAACCGAGACAGGAAAGAUGGUACAUCCGAGUGAUGGGGAGGCUUGGAAACAUUUUGAUAGGAUGCAUGCCGAUUUUGCUCAAGAGAUUGGGAAUGUUCGUUUGGGAUUAUGUACAGAUGGUUUCAAUCCCAAUAACUCCAACUCAAGUCCAUACUCAUUAUGGCCUGUUUUUCUUACAAACUACAAUCUACCACCUUGGAUGUACAUCAAAGACUGGAACGUCCACCUGGCUUUGCUGAUUCCUGGCAAGAAGAGCCCUGGGCAGAAGGUGGAUGUGUUUCUUCGACCCUUGAUCGACAAGCUAAAGAAGUUAUUCUUUGAUGGUGUCGUUACCUAUGAUGCUCAUCGACGAACGAAUUUCACAAUGAGGGCCGUAUUGUUGUGGACGUUGCAAAGCGGAGGAAAAUCGUGUUGGUUUGACUGUCACCGCAAGUUUCUGCCAAUCAGACACUCGUUCAGGUGUGAUAGGAACCAAUUUCGUGUUGGACAUGUUGAAAAAGUUGGUCCACCCCCUCUUCUAACUGGGGAGAAAAUAUCGACACAAGUUUAUAGCCUUCCUACGGUCUAUGAUGGAGUCCCACACGGUUCAAGGCAAUAUAGGAAGCCUGUGGGUUUUGGGGUAACCCACAAUUGGGUAAAGAAGAGCAUUUUCUGGGAGUUGCCAUAUUGGCACACUUUGUUGAUCCGACACAACCUUGAUGUAAUGCAUAUUGAAAAGAAUAUGUUUGAAAAUAUCUUUCACACCAUCAUGGACACCCCAAAAUCGAAGGACAACGUAAAAGCAAGGAAAGACAUUGAAGAAUACUGCAAUCGACUGGAGUUGCAUGUGAGGGAGGAACGAAAAAAAAUAUUUAAACCAAAAGCUUCAUAUUCAUUGAACAAACAGCAAGUAGGAAAGGUGUGCCAAUGGUUGAAGAAGUUGAAAUUUCUAGACGGCUAUGCUUCUAACCUAGGUGCAUUAGUAAACGUCGAAGAUGGUAGUUUUUAUGGCUUCAAAAGUCAUUAUUGUCAUGUGUUCAUGCAAAGGCUGCUACUUCUUUCUAUAAAAGGGAUGGUACCGGUUCCAAUAUGGGAUGCUAUCACUGAGUUGUGCACAUUCUUUCAUGCAAUAUGCUCAAAGGUGUUACACAUUGAUGACUUGGUUCAAUUGCAAACAAGUAUAGUGGAAACUAUCUGCAAGUUGGAAAGAGUCUUCCCACCGGGAUUCUUUGAUUCCAUGGAACACCUUGUGGUACAUUUGGCACGUGAGGCAAUAGUUGGAGUUAACGGCGUCCGAGUUGACCCAAAACAUAAUAUCGUGGACGUCAAACAUAGAUCAAGGCUUCGUUUAGACGAUCCGUUCAUCCUAGCAUCACAAGCUGAACAAGUCUAUUAUGUACCAUAUCCAUUGAAUUUAUUAAAAUAUUGGUGGUCUGUGGUGAUGACAAAGCCAAGAGGGGUCUAUGACUUAGCAUUGAGUACCCCUGAAGUCCGGUUGGAUGAUGAAAAUAUAGACGAUGAACAAUUUUUCCAGGAAAAUGAACGAAUAACCCAACAUGAGGGAAACGAAGAUGUUUAA